UUAAACUAAAUAACAAACUGGAAACAAAUCUUUUGAAAAUACAUAAAACUAACAAAUUUGUGGUGAGAGCGUUAAGUAAUGUCAGCCUCCGGAUAUGAAAAGAUAUGUCAAAUUCCGGAAUAAGCAAACAAGCACGUUGUAUCAAUAAUUUAAAAGUUACAUCAGUAAUAGGAAAAACUUCUGGCUGACAAUGACCAUGAUGGUAUAUACGAAUAGUAUAUAAGAAUAAAAAAACAAGUUGUUUCGAUUUCCCAGCACUCAACUCAGUAACUCAGUAAAGAACGAAAUGUCAAAGCUAAUCGAGGUGUUUCUGGGGAAUCUGUGGACGCAGCGUUUUACCUUCGCUCGGAUGGGCUUGGAUCUGCAGCCCGACAAAAAGGGCAAAGUCUUGCGAUCUCCGCUUCUUUUCAGUAUUAUGUGUCUGACCACAGGCUUCGAGCUCUGCACCGUGUGCGCCUUUAUGGUUCAACAUCGCAACCAAAUCGUGCUUUGUUCCGAGGCCCUGAUGCACGGGUUACAGAUGGUCUCCUCGCUUCUGAAGAUGGCUAUAUUCUUGGCCAAAUCCCACGACCUGAUGGCCCUAAUUCAACAGAUACUGGCGCCUUCUGCGGGGGAGGAUCUCUGGGACACGGAGUGGAGAUCGCAAAAUCGGAGGGGCCAACUAAUGGCUGCCGUUUACUUUAUGAUGUGUGCCGGCACGAGUGUGUCAUUUCUGUUGAUGCCAGUGGCUUUGACCAUGCUUAAGUAUCAUUCCACUGGGGAAUUCGCGCCUGUCAGCUCGUUCCGGGUGCUACUGCCAUACGAUGUGACUCAACCGCAUGUUUACGCCAUGGACUGCUGCUUGAUGGUAUUCGUGUUGAGUUUCUUCUGCUGCUCCACCACCGGAGUGGAUACCUUAUAUGGAUGGUGUGCUUUGGGCCUGAGCUCCCAAUACCGUCGCCUCGGUCAACAACUUAAGGCGAUGCGCUCCUGCUUCAAUCCACACCGUUCUGACUACGGAUUAAGUGGUCUAUUCGUCGAGCACGCUCGUCUGCUUAAAUUAGUGCAACAAUUUAAUUUAAGUUUCAUGGAGAUAGCUUUUGUGGAGGUUGUAAUAAUCUGUGUGCUCUAUUGUUCAGUAAUUUGCCAGUAUAUAAUGCCACACACCAACCAGAACUUCGCCUUCCUGGGUUUCUUUUCGAUGGUAGUUACGACCCAGUUGUGCAUCUAUCUUUUCGGUGCCGAACAGGUCCGUUUGGAGGCUGAGCGAUUUUCCAGGCUGCUAUACGAAGUAAUCCCUUGGCAAAACCUUCCUCCACAACACCGGAAGCUUUUCCUUUUUCCACUUGAGCGCGCCCAACGAGAAACUGUUCUGGGUGCUUAUUUUUUCGAACUGGGCAGACCUCUUCUUGUUUGGGUUGUUGAUGAUUUACUAUCUGAUCUAUGUAAUUUUAAUCUUUUUCGUAAUUAUUUAAAGAUAUUUCGCACAGCAGGCUCUUUUACCACUCUGAUGAACGCUCUCUACGCAAAAUACGAAACUCAUUAAAAACAAUAGGUUUACUCAUAUAACUGAAGUCAACCUUUAUGGGUCAAUAAAGGCAUU
Molecule: messenger RNA, 1582 nt
Organism: Drosophila santomea
Lineage: Eukaryota; Metazoa; Arthropoda; Insecta; Diptera; Drosophilidae
Gene: Or1a
Product: odorant receptor 1a
Exons: 4
Coding region: 287-1525 (412 amino acids)
Biological process (GO): sensory perception of smell; detection of chemical stimulus involved in sensory perception of smell
Cellular component (GO): plasma membrane
Molecular function (GO): odorant binding; olfactory receptor activity
Source: RefSeq, a predicted model, not a curated record